Acaulospora morrowiae is the source of this 537-nucleotide messenger RNA. NCBI's taxonomy places the organism in Eukaryota, Fungi, Glomeromycota, Glomeromycetes, Diversisporales, Acaulosporaceae. The record is from the annotation of a GenBank genome assembly.
AUGGAGGUCUUAGAGGAACAACUUAUAAAGGAGAAGAACGUGGUGAUGCCUACGAAGGUGUUGAUCUUACUCAUGUCACCACCAAUGGCCGGCAAAACUGCACUUACGCAACUACUUGAGCAUAGCCUGCUCCAAUCAGACGAAGUAAAAAAGGGAUCGAAACAAAGAUUUAAAGAGCUUAUGAAUGUGACCUGGGAUGAAUUUAUUGAUAAAUGUGAUAAAACAACAUUUUUGAUUAUUGAUGAGGAGCAAAAGAUUUAUAAGUCAGAAAAUGAAGCCGAACCUCGCCAUGCAUUUGCUUCAUAUGGGCAUUAUGGUGCUUACGCUGCUCGUGGAGAUUAUGCAAUUAUGGAUAUUUCACCAUUCUCUCAAAAAAGCAACACUUACUUUAAUUAUUUUUGUGAAAAAAAUCCUCAAAUGUUAAAAGAAGAUGAUCCACUUCUUUCUUGCUAUGUGUCUGAAAUAACAGCUCACCAUCCUGGUUUAGUUGCCUUUACCAUGAGCAAAAUUCAUGAGAUUCGUCAAACAUAUUUUUGA